Molecule: messenger RNA, 1285 nt
Organism: Megalobrama amblycephala (Wuchang bream)
Lineage: Eukaryota; Metazoa; Chordata; Actinopteri; Cypriniformes; Xenocyprididae
Exons: 4
Coding region: 325-834 (169 amino acids)
Biological process (GO): response to bacterium
Source: RefSeq, a predicted model, not a curated record
UUCACACAUUUACUAUUAUCUACAUGGUGAAUGGCAGAUAGUGCACUAUAUAGGGGAUAGGCAACGAUUCAUCUAUCCAAUUGCACACAGCGUGAACACACACAGCAGUGGCAGAUGUUUUUGCUGUGGCGCUCAGGGAGCGACUGGGGGUUCGGUAUCUUGGUCAAGGGCACCUUGGAGGACAUAAAUGGUACAUACAAUUAUGUAAAGAAAGCUGGAUCGUAUGGAUUGGAAACCAAAUCGGGAUGGGAGAAAUAUGGUUGUCAAUAAAGCAGCUGAUUAUAAGCGUCAGUACGAGGAUCUUCUGAUCGGUUCAGAGCUCAGAUGGGAGGAAACAUCACUCUGAACUGCAGCAUGAGAAACGGACAUGAAGUGGCCUGGUAUCAUCUCAGAUCUGAAGAGCUCGUUCUGCUGAUUUCUGGAGAGAAAGAUGUAACUGGAAGAAAAUUUCUGACCACCUACAAUCAAGACAAAAAUCAUCUGAAAAUGACUGCAGACAAAUGGAUCACUAGAGUUUCUCUAACUAUUUCAGGAGUAUCAGAGUCAGAUUCUGGUCUUUAUUUCUGUGGAACAAAAUCUGACGCUCCAGAGAUGCACUUCGACAAACCCAUCAGACUGGAGAAUCAGAUUAACGAACUGCCAAAAAACGUUGAUGUCACAGAUGGAGUGACGGUGACGGAGCGUGUGUUGAUGUUCAGCGUUGUUGGACUCGCUGUGUUUGUGUUUUUUCUGACUACAGUUGCUGCAGGAGGAAUCAUUUACCAUCGUGGACAGCAGAAAGGAUGGACAGAAGCGAAACGUGCACCUCUGAUGAGUUGUGAAUCAACUAAAUGACACAUUUAUGUGCUUUAUUUGACAAUCUGAGCUUUGCUCUGACAGUUAAAUCAACAUUAUUGUAGAGAAACAAAUACACAACUGUGGCUCAGAUGAUUUUGUGGUAAAUUUGGCCUUGUCAAUGAUAUUUACUUAACUAUGAAAGCACUGUGUCACUGCCUUCAAUGCAUUAUUUAUUAAUUCAACAUAUAUAAACAAUAUUCAAGCUAAGUAUUUUAAUUUGCACAACUGCAGUUCUGAAUGAGUUCAAAAAGAACAGCUAACAUCCCUAUCAUUAGACUGUAUCUUUAGACAUUAUAUAUUUAUCUACACUGAGCUUUAAAAUGUAAAUAUAAAUGUAAAUAUAAAAUAUAAACAGUUUUGUAGCACAUAAAGCUUGUUUAAAAAUGUCAACAGACGUAUUCAAUGAUAAAUGUGUCCUGAUCAAAUAAACAGCAGAAAAACUAAGAAA